Messenger RNA from Cercospora beticola, 2819 nucleotides. RefSeq lists its product as uncharacterized. Lineage: Eukaryota; Fungi; Ascomycota; Dothideomycetes; Mycosphaerellales; Mycosphaerellaceae. The record is from RefSeq and is a predicted model, not a curated record.
CACGAAACAUCAUCGAUCUCGCCUCGAUAGCACAAGCAAGCGUUCCCAACACAAGCACACACAUGACAAGACCGAAUUUCUGCACAUGUUCACUUGCGCGGCCGCACGUGAGACGCUAAGCCAAGGAGGCGCGCGACUGCAAUUGCGCAGACUCGAGUUGGGCAAAACAGAUGGCGGCGACAACCACUAAAGGCGCGGCGAAAGGCCGCCGCAGCACAAGACUCUCAGACUCUUCCAGCAAUGACACAAUUGAUGUGAAGCCGCGCUCUUCUGCUGGAAAGCUCUCGCAAGCUGCUGUCCAGCCGAUGCAGCCACAAGCCGAGCCCGACUCGAGCGAGUCAAAUGGCGACAUCGGAAAGACUCUCUCGCGCGACAAGGGCAAGAGCAAGGCACCAGUUGGCGAAGAUGAUGCCAUGCCAGACGCUCCUCCACCAGAGCUCGACGUCGGAGAUGAAGACGACGAGGUUGAAGAAUACGACUUCUCGAACGAGCCUCAGUAUGUCGAGGAUACUGACGACGAAGAUCUCGAUGAUGAUGCGCGCUCUGUCAUCACGCUGUCUUCGGAGCCUUCUACCCCCAACGAGCCCGAGUGUCCGAUUGAACCUCGCCCUUGGGCACACUUCAGCGAGAAGCAGCGCGAGGUGUGGGAGCUCAUGUACUCCAACGUGACUCCGUUCGCAAUGAGUGGCAGCUGGGCGGUGACCGAAGAAUAUCAACGCGAGAAGGAUAUGGAGAUGCUCCGCUAUCUGGAAGACCACCCCCUUGACGACUGGGUCAUCACCAAGUCGUUGGCACACAGCGCCCACAACCAGCUCUUGGAGCGUAUGCGUUGGCGCAAUUUCGGCAUUCCGAUCUACGGUAGAGAUAGAGUACCUGUGUGGUCGCCAGAUGGGUCUCGUCCUCCACCUCCACAAGCUGGAAUGCCGCCAUCUCGAGGCGCACGCCCAACACCACCCGGUCCCGUACCAAGCCAACACAUUCCAGGGCCACUGUACGGCCAGCUCGUGCCUCAUCUGCAACAUCCGGGCCCGCACAUGCACCCACCCAUGCCGCCACAAAUGCAACCACCUCAGCAACGCAUGGGGCCGGCACCACAUCCAAACCGUGGCCAGCUGCCUCCCGGUGUCUUACCCUCGCAACCAUACGCGCACCCAAUGCCUCCGCAGCAUGGGCAACCGGGUCCUCAUGCGGUUGGCCCCGCUCAGAAUAUGCCGUACAGUAUACCGCUUGGUACCUACGUUGGACACCCAGUACCAUCGACUUACACAGGUCCCCCGAUGCGAGUAAUCCCAUCAGGACCACACAUUCCAAAACCCCCUAGAAAGCCACGCGAGAAGAAGGAGACCCCUAUGGCUGGGACACCACCACCAGCAGCUCCUGUUCCACCGUACCCGGCUCGCACGAAGCCAGAAGAAGCACAGCGACCUAUGAAGCGCGCACCUCGUGGUAGCAAUAAGGCAGGUAAGCGUCCUCAGCGUCGCCAGGCAGAGGCAGAAGAGUUCCCAUGGACGCGACAGAUCGACUUCCCAGAGGCAAAGAAGAAUGCCACUUGGGAUGACACGAUCUACGACAGAGCUACUCUGGACGACAUGGAAGACACUCGGCGCCACAACAUUCACCUUAUAGAGGGUGUCGAUUCUAGGUUGCAGGAGAUGCAGCGUCAAGCACGCAAUGCGAAGAAUGCAAAGAACGCGAAGAAGGCCGCAACGGCCGAUGGCGAAACGACCAAGGCUGAUACUGAGGCCAUCUCAGAGACCGAGGCCAAGCCAAAGGAGCGUAAGAAGCGUGGCUCAGCCAAGACCGACAACGGCGACCCAUAUCACUCCGGUUGUUUCUCGUGGUCCGACGAGGCAUCAGAGACGCUGGGUAAGCAGCUAGGUUACGAGGUCCCAGACGACGCCAUCGAUGCGGGUAUGGACGACAAAGUCAGCAACGAACAGAUGGUAAAGCUCAAGAUCUACUGGAAUCCUGGCAAGAAGGGCGGUCCUGCAGAUCUCGAGCAGGCGCGGUUCAGCGUCCGCGAUAGCGUGCUCACUCGCAAGCAGCUGUCUAAGACGCUCAUCCUUAACCGCCGUGCCGCCGAAUGCAUCGUCGACUUCUGCCCGGACCUGCUCUGGCGCGGCAUCCUCCUCCGUGUCUGCAGCGAGGGCGGCUACGGCAACAAGGAUGUCCGUGACCGUUUCUGCUACAACGGUUGCUACUGCGACAAGGCCACCAUCACCAAGCGCAUCUCCGCGGCUCUCGGUCAGAAGCAAGUCAGCCCCAAUAGCAGACGCUAUAACCAGGCCGAACUGGAGUGGUACGAUGCCAAUGUUAAGGACUUUACUUGCUACAUCGAAUACUUUGGUCGUCGUACUGGUCAUCGCAACAUGCUCAAGAUCCAAAUGCAGAGCGAGAAGCGCCGCGCUGCUCUUGAGUGGCAAGUCAAGGUCGACGGAGGUCCGUCUACUGUCGAUGAGGCUCCAUCUACUGUCGAGGAAGAGGGCAAGGCUGGCCCCAGCAAGCGUCGUAAGCUCGACGCUGAGGGUAGCCAUGCUGCUUCUAAGGUGGAGGAUACGGAGGAGGGUGAAGAGUACGGCGAGAGCGAGCGCAGCGAUGCCGUCUCCGUGCAGGAUUCCGAUAUCCUGGACGAGAUGGAUGAGACUGAGUAGAAUGUGCUGGACGGUGCUACUGCGUGGUGAUAAGGUUUGCUAGGUGAAAGGUCGUGCAGCCUGAGCGAUCGUGUUUUCUUGUACUCGAGCAUGUGUGGAAGCCACACCAGACUGUAUUCCGAGGAUUCACUGUACUUCGAGUCUGUCCAAAAUGACACAUUUGAGAGA